Messenger RNA from Haplochromis burtoni (Burton's mouthbrooder), 2748 nucleotides. RefSeq names its product cyclic nucleotide gated channel subunit alpha 2b (gene cnga2b). Gene Ontology annotation, molecular function: cGMP binding; protein-containing complex binding; intracellularly cAMP-activated cation channel activity. NCBI's taxonomy places the organism in Eukaryota, Metazoa, Chordata, Actinopteri, Cichliformes, Cichlidae. Gene Ontology annotation, cellular component: intracellular cyclic nucleotide activated cation channel complex; plasma membrane. Bases 244 to 2301 code for a protein of 685 amino acids. The record is from RefSeq and is a predicted model, not a curated record. The transcript has 6 exons. Gene Ontology annotation, biological process: monoatomic cation transmembrane transport.
UGAGUCGUCACAGCAACCACCUGCUGUAUGAUGGGCUAGGUUAGGGACUAUCUACCACAGUCCCAGUUGUCCCCCACCGCCCCAGUCCCCUGACUAUUAUCUGAGACAUGCACCAUAAACACUUUUCUCUCCUGCCACAGUGUAACUGAAGCAGGAGAGCAUGUCCAACACUCCACAAUAUGGAUUAAAUAGGUGUAAGUGGGUCUUUAAUAUUAGUGUUUGUCCGUACUGUCAGAUCUAAAGAUGACGGGCCAGCUGGCAGAGAGAGAUCGGUCUCCCCACAAUCUGUCAGUGAAGACCAGCUUGGAGGAGGAAAUCGAGAGAGCAGAGAGCAUUCUCAGCAGGGUCCCAUCGAUCUGUGAUGACACAUCCUCGGAGCUGCAAAGAGUCGCUGCUCUCGACCCUCAUGGAGGCAGUUCAAGAAAUUCUUUUCAAAGGACCGGAGCGAUCUCAAGACUGGUGAGCCUGGUGGUGAGACUGCGGGAAUGGGCACACAGGAGUCUUUUGGAGGAGGAGGAGAGGCCAGACUCUUUCCUGGAACGCUUUCGUGGCCCUGAGCUGAGAACGGCCCCCAGUCGCAUCAGCAACACACAACUGGAUGCCAAUGGCAACAAUGCCAAAGGGAUCUUUAGGAAAAAGUGGGAUUUGUUUGUGGUGUCUCCCUCCGAUGACGUAUACUACCGCUGGUUAUUUGUUAUUGCCUUGGCGGUGCUCUACAAUUGGUUCCUUGUUGUCGCGAGGGCAUGCUUUGACGAACUACAAGUGAGCAACUACAUCUGCUGGCUGGUGCUGGACUACCUCUCUGAUGCUCUAUACAUAACAGACACCUGUGUUCGACUCCGGACAGGGUUCCUGGAGCAAGGUUUGCUGGUGAAGGACCACGCCAAGCUAAGAGACAGCUACAUCCGUACAUUACAGUUUAAGCUUGACUUGCUGUCCAUCCUGCCCACUGACCUGGGGUACAUCUCCACAGGCAUCCAUACACCACAGCUCAGGUUUAACCGUCUGCUGCGCUUCCCACGCAUGUUUGAAUUCUUUGACCGAACAGAGACACGCACCAACUACCCCAACAUCUUUCGCAUCUGCAACUUGGUUCUUUACAUCCUGGUCAUCAUUCACUGGAAUGCCUGCAUCUUCUAUGCUAUAUCUAAGUCUCUGGGAUUUGGCUCAGAUACGUGGGUGUUCCCAAACAUCUCUAAACCCGGGUAUUCCACCUUGACUCAGAGUUAUGUCUACUGUCUCUACUGGUCGACUCUUACCCUUACCACCAUUGGAGAGAUGCCUCCCCCUGUGCGAGAUGAAGAGUACGUGUUUGUGGUCUUUGACUUUCUUGUUGGGGUAUUAAUCUUUGCUACAAUUGUGGGAAAUGUUGGCUCUAUGAUUGCCAACAUGAACGCCACCCGUGCCGAAUUUCAAGCUCGUAUUGAUGCCAUCAAACACUACAUGCACUUCCGCAAAGUCAGCAGAGAACUGGAGACACGUGUCAUCAAAUGGUUUGACUACCUCUGGACCAACAAGAAAGCAGUAGAUGAACAGGAAGUGCUAAAGAAUUUGCCAAACAAGCUGCGGGCUGAGAUUGCUAUUAAUGUCCACCUGGAGACCCUGAAGAAAGUACGGAUUUUUCAAGACUGUGAGGCAGGAUUGCUGGUGGAGCUUGUGCUUAAACUACGCCCUCAGGUCUUCAGUCCAGGAGACUACAUCUGCAGAAAGGGCGACAUUGGUAAAGAGAUGUAUAUCAUUAAAGAAGGGAAGCUGGCUGUGGUGGCUGAUGAUGGGGUCACACAGUACGCUCUCCUCACUGCUGGUAGCUGCUUUGGUGAAAUCAGCAUUUUGAAUAUCAAAGGUAGUAAAAUGGGAAAUCGUCGGACAGCCAACAUCCGCAGCUUAGGUUACUCUGACCUCUUCUGCCUCUCUAAGGACGACCUGAUGGAGGCAGUGACUGAGUAUCCAGAUGCUAAGACUGUGCUGGAGGAAAGGGGCCGGGAGAUUCUGAUGAAAGAGGGUCUUCUGGAUGAGAAUGCUCAGAGUGGCGGGCUACAGAAAGAGGACACAGAGGAGAAGGUGGAACGGUUGGAGUCCUCUUUGGACACCCUUCAGACUCGGUUUGCCCGGCUACUCAGUGAAUACACACACACUCAGCAAAGGCUAAAGCAGCGUGUCACUCUGCUGGAGCAUUUCCUCAAUCAAACAGACUGCUGUGCAGAGGCAAAUGUGAAUGACAUGGAUGAAGGUGCAGGGACAGUCACUGAAAAUGAGACUGGGUUUGUUGCCCAUACAGAUGGAUCACCAAUAAGACUUUAGAUCAAUACCUAACGGAAUAGGGAUGACUCUUUAAGACCAUAAGAAACCCAUACGAUGCAUUUUCUCUGCUUUUACUUGUAUUAUGUGAAGGUUUUAUCAGUUUAGCAAUUGCAAAGAGAAGUUUGCAUGUUAAUAAACAUAAGAAGAAAAUUUACAACACUGCUAUGACCAUGCAUUCUUUGAGUUCAUAAACCAGUGACACUGAGAUAAAGUUUUAAAGUUACUUCCUGAAUCAAACCAAAACAAAAGAUGGAAUACAUGAGAAUAUAUUUUAAACUGUAAAUUAAAGAUGUAUUUAAAUGCUACCAAAAUAAAGGGAGUGAUUCUACACUAAACACCCGAGACCUGCUCCAGUUUACAGUUUCUAGUUCACCUGUAAACAUCUUGUUUUUGCUUGCAUCAGCGGGAGACUCAGUUCUCUCCAUGUACUGUAUAUUGCGCUCUGGG